Messenger RNA from Xyrichtys novacula (pearly razorfish), 5708 nucleotides. NCBI's taxonomy places the organism in Eukaryota, Metazoa, Chordata, Actinopteri, Labriformes, Labridae. The record is from the annotation of a GenBank genome assembly.
GCUGUAACUGUAUUGCACCGUGACACCAGCUUUGAGCAGCGGCGGAGCACCAAACCAGGGCGCACCCACAGCAUCUGCACCAACACAACACUGCUUCUCCUCCCUGUAAGACUGGAAGUUGAAGAAAGCGCAAGACCAGUGGGAAUAUACUCUCAGCUGCACACAUUUAAAAAGGGGAAUCGAUUCUGUGAUGACCGUGAGAUUCCACAAGUAAUAUGCGCAACACUGUGGAUUGCCCUAUUUUUUCUCCGCCUUUCUUUUUUCUGCUCAGUUGUGUUUCCUUAUUCAUUGUGCGCCCUAUGAAGAGCAUUAACUAUCCCUCCCUCCAAUCCUAUUGAAAGGGCGCCGAAAAAAACAGAGGGAGAUGAGAGCAGCAAAUCCCUUUUUUAUUCCCCUCGUAGCGCUCAAUAAGAGAAGAAUGUGUUGCCUAUCAGUCACCGAGGGGAUCAAGUCUUCGGGACUGUCCCACGCGUUCAAUGCGCCGUGCAGAGCAUCAUUGAGCGAGACAGAGUGAAGAGGACUGCAGCAGCAGCAGCAGCAUCAUCCUGUCUGGACACUUCACAUCAUUUAGCAACCUGUCUACACUCAAGAUCCACUCAAGUCAAUUAAGGGCUGCCUGCUUCUCUCACCUUUCAACACCUCUCGCUGGACUGUGGCCUGGUGAGUGUAUGCACCUCGCAGCAGGGUCAUUUUGAGCACUAUCGAGAUUGGAUAAAACGUGUUAUUUUUGCCACUUGAGGAGAGGUGCAUUGCUAGAUCUUCAUUUUUUAACAUGUGGAUUUUCUGUUACGCAGAGUUUGGAUAAGUAGUUCUCAUCUUCAUUUGUAAACAGCCUUUAAAUCAGCAUGUAAAAAAGUAAUUCACUGUAAAUUUCCUCUUUGUUUAUGACCUGAAGACAACAUGAGGAGUCUCGCGCUGCUGUUGGGAGUAAAAGCCGCGUGCAUCCUCCUGGUGUCCUCGCUCUCUGGCACAGGGGCCGUCAACAACAGCGGCCGGUGGUGGUGAGUUUUGCCAGAUGCUGCAUGUCAUGCUGCAUUCACUUACGUUUUCAGCAUCCUAACAUUUCAACAAACCUCUGAUUUGGCGCAGAUUUGAACGGGGGAAGACCCUGCGCCACCAUACGAGUUUUAAUUUGUGACCACAGUCUCUGCUGCAUGCUGGAAAUAAUUUGUUAGUUUUGGCACCGUGCGCAACUUCUGUUCACCCUCUGAGAAGAACCAGCGCAUGAUAUUACAGCAACCGCAUGAUAUUCAAGCUCGCAGCUCUUUCGUUUUCCUUCAGAGAAAUUAGUUACAACAGGAUAUUUAAAAAUGAACGACUUAAAUUUUCUAAUAAUUACAGUUUGACCUUCUCUCCGUGGUGGAUUUAAUUCGCCCUGCUUCUCACCGCUUUCCUGACUUUUGGUCUGUGCGGUUUGAACGCGAUACUACAUUUUUCUGAGCAAUAUGGGAUAAAUUAAAUAUGGAUUUAUUACAUAGCUGAAAGGAUUCCCAUCCCAGGUCUUAUCCAGGGUCUUGUUAAUUUAAUACUGUACACCCUCUGUCAAUGCAGCGACCUGCAACUGCCAAUUUUGCAAUACUUUGUUAUAGAAAACAAAAUCAAAUUCGGAUCUGUAUGGUUUUGCGUCAGUGGACACAUUGUCUCGCUUGUUUAAAAACCUAUAAACUGUGGGCUGGGUUUUGUGGACGUAAUGAUUUAACGAAAGAUUUUGUCGGUUUUGUGGUGUGUGAGAUAGACAGAAUACGACCAAAAAAGGCAGGAGUUUCCAAAUAUUUAAAUUGUCAGCUGAAAAAUCAUGAAAACAUUCAGUAAAAGAAGGAGACACCGCGGAGUUUCGGAAUGAGGAAAACACCCAGAAAAGACGGCAUUAUUAUAUUAUUAAGGCCUCACCACUCAACUGUCUGGGUCAGCCCUUCAACAGGCCAAGACUCAUCCGCCUUUCCGGAAGAUAAUGCUGAACAGGAGACACAUCCACUAGACUGUGUGAGAAUAAUAAAAAAAAUAUGGUUGACACAGACCCUCCUCCCCCUUCAAAAAAAAAAAAAAAAAAAAAAAAAGAAUUAAGAAGAAGUAUACAGCUUCUGCAGAAGAGACACAAUAGAAAUGUUCUGCUGUCUUAUUUCAGUAGUAUGAAGCUACAGGAAUUAAAAAAGGACAUCUGCUGUAUUUGAACACACAUAUGAACAAGAAACAAACCUUUACACCUGAAUAUUUUCUCACAUUAUGUGGCAAAUUGAAAACAUAGACAGAGCUGUUAUCUUUUUGAGAUUUAUUCUGCAUAGCUGCUCGUAUAUUUUCCCAUGUUAGGUAAGGUAUGGCUCGAAAAAUGAUAUUUUGAAUUCAAUAAUUUCAACAUACAAGGCAAACUCUAUAGAUGUAAAAGGCUGCUGAUAACCGUCAUAAUAUAUUUUAACUUUUUAUGUGUCUUUUUGAGAGUUUGAUCUUGAAUGUUUUGUUUUGGACCCCAGGAAGAGUCCUUGUUUCUGCAGCAAAUAAAUAAAUAAAUACAUGGAGUAAAGAGAAUAAAUAAAUUUGGGGGGGUUGAACUGCAUCUUUGUGCUCUCUGAUAAAGCAUGAGGUUACUCCUGCUUUUGGGACAGAGAAUCAUGUUUAAGAGAUUAAGGGCAUUUUUCUAUCCACUCAGAGGUGUGACACCACUUUAACCCACAGACAUUACAGCAGAUGUUAAAUAUUAAACAUGAUCUACAGUGUCAUCAUCAUGGAUCUUACACAGCUAAAAAGGUUAAUAAAGAAGUAGAAAAUAAUAAUUUGGUGUAAUUUGCCAAACUGGAAACUCUCUCAACAAUCUUGCAACAUUGUUAACUGUUGAACUUAGUCGAAAACUACACUUGGCCAAGGAACAUCCGUUUAAGAGGGUCACAGAAGGAUCCUCUUAAACUGCCAGAACAAACUUCCAGCUCCUUGACUCUGAUUUCCUUUGUCCUCUCCUUGUGCCAGGGGCAUUGUCAAUGUAGCCUCCUCAUCCAACCUCCUCACCAAUUCCAAGAACGUGCAGUUGGUCCUGGACCCGAGCCUGGCCCUACUGAGCCGACGCCAGCGCCGGCUGAUUCGGCAGAAUCCUGGCAUCUUGCAUGCCAUCGCCGCUGGGCUGCACACCGCCAUAAAAGAGUGCAAGUGGCAGUUUCGCAACCGGCGCUGGAACUGUCCGACCACCCACAGCCCAGCCGUUUUUGGCAAAAUUGUCAACCGUGGUGAGCCUAUCUUGUCUCCCUUACCAGGCAUGAUCAAUUUUGGGCAGAGUGUUAUGGAAUCUCUUGUUAAUAUCUGAAUGGCUUUGUUUGCACACAUUUGAGAAUUUAAGGGAAAUAAUUGGCAAAGUCCAGGGUGCUGGGCAAGGCUCUAAUGUGAAGUUCUGAUGUUGUUCUCCAGGUUGCCGAGAGACAGCAUUUGUAUUUGCCAUUACCAGCGCAGGGGUGACCCAUGCUGUGGCGCGCUCCUGCUCCGAAGGGGCCAUUGAAUCGUGCACAUGCGAUUAUCGGCGCAGAGGUCCUGGAGGGCCAGACUGGCACUGGGGGGGAUGCAGUGACAAUGUGGACUUUGGACGGAUGUUCAGUCGUGAGUUUGUCGACUCCAGUGAGAGAGGCAGAGAUCUACGCUACCUCACAAACCUCCACAACAAUGAGGCUGGAAGAAUGGUGAGAGUUCGACCUGGAUCAGAUCUGGUUUUGACUCUGUCAGGUUUCAUCACUAAUGCAUGUUCUUCCUCUUCACAGACUGUGUCAUCGGAGAUGCGACAGGAGUGUAAGUGUCAUGGCAUGUCUGGCUCCUGCACUGUGCGUACCUGUUGGAUGCGCCUGCCAAGCUUCCGCACAGUUGGAGACUUCCUCAAGGACCGCUUUGAUGGUGCAUCCAGAGUUGUGUACGCCAACAAGGGAAGCAACCGCGCCUCUCACAGAGCUGACCCCCGACAUCUGGAGCCUGAAAACCCAGCCCACAAACCACCCUCUUCUAUGGACCUUGUCUAUUUUGAAAAAUCACCAAACUUUUGCUCCUAUAAUGGCAAAACUGGCACUUUGGGAACUUCUGGGAGAACAUGCAACAGCUCUUCUCCAGGCCUUGAUGGGUGUGAGCUGCUCUGCUGUGGACGAGGGUUUAAGACCCAGACUGAGAGCGUGACUGAACGCUGUCACUGCACCUUCCACUGGUGCUGCCACGUCAGCUGCUUGAACUGCACCAGUACACGAACGUUACACCAGUGUCUAUGAUCACGGCGGACAACUGAGUGAAUGUGUAGUCAAGGAACUUCUUUGCAAAACAGGUAGCUGGCUCAGGAAGCCGUGAGAAAGGAGGUGUUUUGAGGUGUUGGGUAAAAGCUAGAAAGAUUGAAAACGAGUAAACUGACACAGAGAACUCUCUGGCACAAAAAUGUAAUCAGUGUUUUUAAAGAGCGAGGUGGAGAAAAGCACCAAUUUGUAAACAGGGUAUAGAGGGUGUACUGCUUAUGUGCUUGUUCAUUGCCUAUGAUCUUGGACAGCAUUAAGGGGGUAUUGACACAUCACAACCAUCCAUUCAUAAUGAAAUGGCCUCCAUGGCUGUCAUAGAGUUUACACUGUGGAAAAUCAAAAGUAGAGGUGAAGAGAAAACUGAUGCAGUGGAGAAUCAGUUGUUGUAUCGAGGUAGAACAAGAGCUUUCCUCUCCCUCCUCAGAGUGCAGCAACUGGAUACUAAGUCUCACAGAUGUCAUUUUGACCAGAUAGCCACAAACACAUGCUUUAAAGUACAAUGUAGACCUUACAUUUAGAAAAAAGGUGUUUUUUUUUUCUCAUUUGGCGUCUUCUAUAUGAAACUGUGUUAAGUUUCUUUCUCACGUGGAUGUAGCGUCUGAAGACGGCCCAACCACUUAUAAUUUCCUUGCCACAUUUGUUCUAUUAUUUAGAUUUUAGCAGAAAUGAACACUCAUGAACCCCGAUUUGCCAUACUGACUAAGUAACCACAUGCAGGAUGAUCGAUCCUUAAGUUAUAUGGCCAGGACAAACUCCCGCCAAGGAAAACAAAACGGAACAAAUCGUACUGAGGCAAUGUAAUCUGAAUGUAUUUUCCAUACACUGAAUAUCAUGGCACAGCUACAGUACAUGUACUACAUUGUCAAAUGUGAGAAGUCAGUAUUCAAGAAUUCAUGAAAUGUGAUCUGCAGGGUCUCAUAAUGGUCUCAAAGUGAGUGCCAUUCAUUGAAUUAACUUAACAAAACAACACAAAAAACAAAGACACCAAAUUCCAGUUAUUAGCUAAUAGUGUAAGAAUAAAGCCUAGAUAAGUUACUGUAUAUCAGCUAAGAGAACCAAAAUGCUGUAAAUAUGAUGUAAAUGAAUAUAUUUAUAAUGAUGUAAUUUUUGAAUUUGGGGGUUAAUGGACCGGUCAGUGGCUGGAAAAUACUCUAUCAUUGGUGUCAAGCCUGAAAAAGCUUUGAUUUUUUUCCUGCCCUUUUCUGUUUCAAGUGUAAUGUAACCCAAACCCAAACCCGCCUCGUCUCACUUCUUUGCUUGUUUCUUGUACAGACACUUGUGUUCAUGCACUGAAUAUUUACUUUUUUUUUUAUUAGUGUAAAUAUGAAAUAUUUAUUUCUGAAGAUUUUUAUACUGUCAUAGAGAGAUGUAAAAUAAGACAUUUUUUUUAGAUUCAAAUCAGAUUUAGACUCCAGUUGGUUUUGUAUUGUACUAUAGAACAAUAAAGUCUAUAUUUUCAAUUAA